AUGGCACCAAGCCAACUCAGCAUCGCAACGGGCUCCGUGUCCAGGCUCGUCAAGGAGGAGAGUUACUACCGCAAGGAGCUCUCGCAGCAGAAGGAGAAGCUCGCCAAGGAGAAGCAGUCACUUGGGCCAGACGCGGAUUACAAUGACAAUUUUAUGAUUAAGCAGAUGGAAACGGCUAUUCACGAGACCGAGAGGGUGUUUGCACCGCUGCGGGUCAAGAUUGAUGAGGCCGUGCGGAAGCUUGAGGAGCAGCUCGCGCUGAGUGAGAGCAACGAGCACACGUCAGAGGAGGAGUUGAAGAAGGCCAACGAUGCUCUGGAGUCUGCAAAGAAGUUGCAGGGUGAUGCAGAGGCUGCUGAGUGA
Molecule: messenger RNA, 363 nt
Organism: Pyricularia oryzae 70-15
Lineage: Eukaryota; Fungi; Ascomycota; Sordariomycetes; Magnaporthales; Pyriculariaceae
Exons: 2
Coding region: 1-363 (120 amino acids)
Biological process (GO): tubulin complex assembly; post-chaperonin tubulin folding pathway
Cellular component (GO): cytosol; microtubule cytoskeleton
Molecular function (GO): beta-tubulin binding
Source: RefSeq, a predicted model, not a curated record